GAACAGCCCAUGCACAAUACAACACACGCGUCAUGCGAAUGGGACAAACACAAGGGCCAGGCCCGCUCACAUCAAAUUGAGUAUUAUAUACUUGCUACACAGCGAGACGAGUAGCAGCAGGCCAGCAGGGUUGGGCAUCUGGGAACAACCACGUGUGUAUCACCCGCGCCUUCCUUCGCAUCGUGUCUGUCAAUGUGAGGGCAGCGCGUGCAGACCUCGUUGCACACACUUUCCCGGCCCUUUCAUGCGGACAGGACCAGCCCGUUUCAGCGACGAGACUCAUGUCUGCUCCAGAGCCCGCCCGGUCAGCGUCCGGUACGCAUGCGCCUGCAGUGGACGCAGCAGCAGAGCGGUCCUCGUCGCACGCUGCUCAAGCACAGUCUUCCACGCAGCAGCAGCAGCGGCACGACCGAGCAGCGCCAGCACCUAACACUGGCGCGUUCGACUGGGCCAACAACAAGACACCCAGCGAAAAGAUGCCCAUCGCGCUGCACGACGACCCGCACGAGAUGGGCAUGCUCCACGACGGUCCCGCGUGCUGCAGCGAGACUUUAGGUACCAGCGGCCCGCGACAGGGGACCAUGCUCACGUCCGUGUCGCCUGUACGCCGCGCGUCGCAGCUCUCUGCGCCUGGCACCGCUCCAGCAACAACCCCAGCAGCAGUCUUCCCGUCCGCGAACGACAUGCCCGCCGACCCAGACGCGGCCGAGUCGCUGACGCGCAGUCUCUUCGUCACGCCACCGCCGCCGUCGCCAGCUGCGUCGGCUUACACUGCCUCAUCGGCCUUCAUCACCGGCGCCGCGGUGGGCGCGGGGGGAACGGCAGCUGAUGCUCCUUUUGGCGCCGCCGCCGCUGCUGCUACUGCUGCGCACAACAGCCAAAGCCACAUGCCUAGCCCAGCAUACAGCCCUGGUCCGUCGUCGCCAAACUUGUUCGCGCGCGGCGUCGUGCACUCGUCCAUGCGCUCGCCGCGGGCACGGAGCCCCGCCCGCGCUCCUGCCUCCGCCUCCGCCACCGGCAGUACCGCCAUCAUCUCGCGUGCGCAUACAGCCAGCCCAUCUACUGCACUACCCUUUGCACAUACCGCGGGCGGUGCUCUUGCCGCUGCUGCAGGCAGCUGGAGCACGAGCCCGACGAUGCCGCAUACCGCUGCCGUGCCCGCUCCCGCUGCGAGCGCGAGUGGGAAUACGCUUGCAGCGGCAGCUCCUGCCAUCUUUGAGCGAGACAUUGAGCAUCGCGACGCCUCGCAUCUGCUCUCCAAGAGCGAGGCGAUCGAUGUUGCCAUCCCCAGCGUGCUGAGCGACGCUGUUGAGGCGCUGCAGGAGUUCGGACCUGAGGAGCUGGAGAUCAUCGAGCCGCAGACAGCCUCCCCGCCGCUUGCGCUGUCGGCGAGUGCGCUCUCGUCGCACACGCAGUCCGCUGAGCUCGCCGCGCAAGCGCACGCGCACAAACCCAGCUCUGUUGCCAGCCUCCACUCUGGCCCCCUCUCCAUGCACGGUUCUGCACCCCUCUCACUUUCACUCUCCCGCGCCGGCUCCACACCCGCGUCGGGCUCGGGUUCGGGCUCAGGCGCCAGCUCGCCGCGCCAGUACAGCGCAAUGAUGGCCCCGCUCGACGCGGGCACCAGCGGCUUUGCUGCGUCCAGCCCAUCGCCGCCGCUCUCGUACGCGAGCGGCAUGGACGAUCAGCCGCUGCCCGCUGGCUCGCUCGCCGCGCAGAUCGCCGAGAAAUUCGCGCCGUCGGCGCCGCCCGCGAUUGGGACGAUGUUCGCGGCGGCAGGUGCAGGGGCGAGCGGUGGGAAAGAACGACAGCAACGGCCGUCAUCGAGUUACUCCGGAAGCGUUGCGCAUGGCAUGGGCGGCAGCGGAGCCAGAGCCAUGUCGCCUAUACGUGGACGACUGGCGGACAUCAGUCCGACGCGCGCCACUUUCUCGCUUGGCAGCUGGCCUCCAUCCGGCUCUGCUUCUCCGCGCUCCGCCAGGGCAGCCCUGCACCUUGCGCAGAUGAAGGCGCUGCAGAGCCCUGGUCCGAGUCCGGUGGCUAUCACCGAACCGCUUUCGAGCGCUGGUCUCACCGCCCCGGCCGUGGCAGGCAGCGGCAGCGGCCUGCUGACUCCCUGUAGCGUACACUUGCCAGGCAGCGGUGUGCUGCCAGCGGCGCUUGGGCCUGUGGCCUCAUCUCCAUCUCCAUCUCUAUCCCCAUCAUCGUCCUUCCACCUUCCGACCGCCAUGGCCUUCCCGUCACUCCCGCUGCCAAACCCUUACCGUUCACCCUCGCCGCCGCCGCACGACCCGACCGAGGCAGCCGAUGGCGAGCGCCCGGCGCCGUCCAGCAUCUCCGUCGACGGCGCCGUAAUUAGCGGCACGGAGGUCGCCACAGCCCAGACCUCCCUUGACGGUCUUGCGGACGUCAUCACGUCCAACGCCCCCGUCGCAUUCCCGUCCGGCUCCACUGCCGAGGACGCUGCGCCGUACAGCUCGCGUGGCAGCCCGCUGCGCGAGCGCAAAGCUUUCCUUUUCACACCUGGCUCCGGCUCCGGCUCCUGCUCUGCCUCCGGCUCUGGCGCUACAUCGCCCGUAACGCCCACAUCGGCCCUGCCUCACGCGACGGACGCACAGCUAGCGAUCCGUCGCAGCGCCGCGCUGUCCGCCUCAAGCUUGCCGUUUUCUUCUAGUGGCACAGUGGGUGGCGCCGGCGAAGGCAGGCCUGCAAGGCGCCUCUCCUUCUUUGCGCCCGCAGAUAUGAUCAACGCUGCCAAGGCCGAAGUGCACACGUUCGACGAGGCUGUGCGGCAGUCCGCCGAAGUGGAAAGUCACCAGCACGGACUCGGCUUGGCGCUCGGUGGCGUGGCUGGGGCAGCGUCGCCGGCUGGCGUGCGCUCGACUUUCAUGGCACGCAGCUUCAGCGGCAACUGACACUCUCUGGAAAUGAAGCCAUGGGUUGGGAAUCUCGCAUAUGUUUGCAUUGACCUCUUACGUGAAGGGCACGAUGUGAAAGGACAUUGAGGCUCCGCAACAAGGGUGCAUACCUUUGCAGUAUGUCGCACGCUUUCAGUGCAGUGCAAGCAAGAAAAACCCAGAAAAUUCACGGACUUUUGUAGCUAUUAUACAUUUGCAUUCAUGCAGAAUGCUUGAACGCAAUCAUUUGCCUGCUCCACAAUACAAUGCAUC
This is a messenger RNA of Tilletiaria anomala UBC 951, 3170 nucleotides long. RefSeq lists its product as uncharacterized. The record is from RefSeq and is a predicted model, not a curated record. NCBI's taxonomy places the organism in Eukaryota, Fungi, Basidiomycota, Exobasidiomycetes, Georgefischeriales, Tilletiariaceae. The coding region runs from base 282 to 2915 and encodes 877 amino acids. The transcript has 2 exons.